UACUUUGUACUCCUCGUGGUGCUUUAGCUUCUUUACAGAAAAAGACGCGUGAAUAGGCGUUGAAAACGCUCAUUUCUCAACUUCUUGUGGGUUUUGGUCUCUGUCUUUGCCACUUCUCUCUCGUUGUCGUUGUGCCCCAUAUGCUUUUGAAUCUUCUUUGAAAUUUACUAUUUUAUGGGAAAAAAAAACUGGGAAAAAAAAUAAGUUUUUCAAAUCAUUAGAGACAGAGGGAAGGGGGAUAUUUGUUAUUGGUGGAGAUGAUGGAUCUAUGGAGAUUAUCUUUGUUGGUUGUGAUUGUGGCGGCAAUGGUUGUGGGUGAAUUGAGUUCUGGUUGUUUAGGCAACGUCCUGACUUUAAAUGUAAAACGUAAAUUUGCAGGCCGAGGGAAGGAUUUAAGUGCAAUGCGAGCUCAUGAUAUGCGUCGUCAUGGUAGGCUUUUGUCGACUGUCGAUGUGGAUAUCCCUUUAGGUGGCAAUGGCCACCCUUCUGAAACUGGGCUUUAUUUUGCUAAAAUUGGAUUAGGAAAUCCAUCAGAGGAGUAUUAUGUUCAAGUUGAUACUGGUAGUGACAUUCUAUGGGUGAAUUGUGCUGGAUGUGACAAGUGUCCCACAAAAAGUGACCUUGGUCUAGGAUUAACAUUAUAUGAUCCAAAGAGGUCCUCCACUUCAAGACUGGUUUAUUGUGAUCAAGACUUUUGUACUUCGACAUAUGAUGGUCCACUCCCUGGUUGCAAGCCUAGUCUUCAGUGCCAAUAUAAUGUUGUUUAUGGUGAUGGAAGUUCAACUGCUGGAUACUUUGUAAAGGACAACAUACAAUUGGAGCAGGUGACUGGUAACCUUCAGAGUAAAUCAACAAAUGGUACUGUUGUUUUCGGGUGUGGUGGUAGACAAUCCGGGGAAUUAGGAUCAUCAAGUGAAGCACUAGAUGGGAUUCUAGGAUUCGGACAAGCAAAUUCUUCUAUAAUAUCACAAUUAGCUGCUACUGGGAAAGUAAAAAGAAUGUUUGCACACUGUUUUGAUAAUGAUGAUGGAGGUGGAAUCUUUGCAAUUGGUGAAGUGGUAUCACCAAAAGUCAAAACAACACCAAUGGUUCCAAACCAGGCACAUUACAAUGUUGUAAUGAAGGAAAUUGAGGUUGGUGAUACUCUAUUACAACUUCCAAGUGAUGUUUUUGAUAGCGGAGAUCAAAAAGGAACAAUAGUGGAUAGUGGUACAACUUUAGCAUAUCUUCCACCUGCAAUUUAUGAACCACUAAUGGAUGAGAUUCUCUCCCCGCAACCUGCAUUGCAAUUGUAUUCUGUAGAAGACCAAUUUACUUGUUUUCACUAUUUGAAAAAUGUUGAUGAUGGAUUUCCGACUGUGAAGUUUCAUUUUGAGGGUUCCCUUAUUUUAAGAAUUUAUCCCCAUGAAUAUCUGUUCCAAAUUCGUGAAGAUAUUUGGUGUUUUGGUUGGCAGAACAGUGGAAUGCAAUCUAAAGAUGGCAAAGAUAUAAUUCUUUUGGGAGAUUUGGUGCUUUCAAAUAAGGUGGUUGUAUAUGAUAUAGAAAAUCAGACCAUUGGAUGGACUGAAUACAACUGCUCUUCGAGCAUCAAGGUGAGGGAUGAAAGUUCGGGGGCGGAGUAUUCCAUCGGUGCACAUGAUAUUGCUUCAGGUUCCAGUUUGAGAAUUGCAGGAAUUCUAACAUUAUUGUCUAUACUAAUUGCUUUACUGAACACUUCUAUAGCUUAGGUUCGAACCAGACAUUCAUUGAUUCUGUUGUACCAUAAUCCAUUUUUUUUGGGUGAAAAUGUGGGUCUUUUUCCCCUCAACUCGGAUACAACAGUUUCAUUAAUAUAUACAUACCGCAAAUAUACUUUGUAACA
This is a messenger RNA of Hibiscus syriacus, 1861 nucleotides long. Its product is annotated as aspartic proteinase 39-like. Gene Ontology annotation, molecular function: aspartic-type endopeptidase activity. Gene Ontology annotation, biological process: proteolysis. The transcript is spliced from 10 exons. NCBI's taxonomy places the organism in Eukaryota, Viridiplantae, Streptophyta, Magnoliopsida, Malvales, Malvaceae. Bases 258 to 1727 code for a protein of 489 amino acids. The record is from RefSeq and is a predicted model, not a curated record.